ACAGAUGGAAUCCUCGAGGUUCAGGAGUCAGCUUGCUUACGGAACCCGACAAAUAUGUGGAAUAGCCGAGAACUUUUCGGCAAAUAGGGUGAAGCAAACGGAGUGGAUGUGAACUGCGAAGAGGCAGCCAGUCAGCCUGAUCUGUUUCUGGGGUUUUUUUCUUCAUUUAAUUUGCUUCCUCUGCUUGCACACUUCAUCUCCUGAACUCUUUUUUAAGAGCAACAGCUGUUCAUUCUUCAUGUAGGGGAAACUCUUGUGACCAUUAGCCUCCCAUAGCUUGGCGCCUGUGUCCUUGCACCUCAAGAAGAAAGAAAUGGCUUGUGCUGAGUACUCUUUUCACGUGCCAAGUCUUGAGGAGCUUGCUGGAGUUCUGCAGAAGGGGCUCAAGGAUAACUUUGCUGAUGUCCAGGUGUCUGUGGUCGACUGCCCUGAUUUGACUAAGGAGCCAUUUACCUUUCCUGUAAAAGGCAUCUGUGGGAAAACUAGAAUUGCAGAAGUAGGAGGGGUGCCUUACUUAUUGCCUCUUGCAAAUAAAACAAAAGUUUAUGACGUAAAUAAGAUUGCAAAAGAGAUUAAGCUUCCUGGAGCUUUUAUUCUUGGAGCAGGAGCAGGCCCAUUUCAGACUCUUGGGUUCAAUUCUGAGUUUAUACCGGUUAUUCAAACAGAAAGUGAACACAAAUCCCCAGUAAAUGGAAGCUACUUCGCCCGUGUUAACCCUGCAGAUGGAGGGUGCCUGCUCGAGAAAUACAGUGAGAAAUAUCACGAUUUUGGGUGUGCAUUACUGGCUAAUCUUUUUGCCAGUGAGGGCCAACCUGGAAAGGUCAUUGAGGUGAAAGCCAAAGGAAGAACUGGAAAACUUAACUUUGUGACUUGUAUGAGACAAACUCUUGAAAAACAUUAUGGAGAUAAGCCUGUAGGCAUGGGAGGUACUUUCGUAAUUCAGAAGGGAAAAGCGAAGACUCAUAUAAUGCCCGCAGAAUUUUCUUCCUGCCCAUUGAACUCUGAUGAGGAGGUGAAUAAAUGGUUGCACUUUUAUGAGAUGAAAGCUCCUUUGGUUUGUCUGCCAGUUUUUGUCUCCAGAGACCCAGGCUUCGAUUUGCGAUUGGAGCACACCCAUUGUUUUAGUCAUCACGGAGAAGGUGGACACUACCAUUAUGACACUACCCCAGACACAGUGGACUAUCUUGGAUACUUCUUGCCUGCAGAGUUUCUGUAUCGCAUUGAUCAACCAAAAGAGACCCAUUCAAUUGGGCGAGAUUAAAUCAAAGGAAAAAGAAUUAAGGUUAAUUAAUUAACUCAUUAAUUGAUACUAAUAUAAAAUCCAAUGGAAAUGAUCUUA
Hyaena hyaena (striped hyena) is the source of this 1339-nucleotide messenger RNA. It is a transcript of the gene BKGD, whose product is annotated as chromosome unknown C11orf54 homolog. The record is from RefSeq and is a predicted model, not a curated record. Gene Ontology annotation, cellular component: nucleus. Gene Ontology annotation, molecular function: zinc ion binding; hydrolase activity, acting on ester bonds. The transcript has 10 exons. Bases 314 to 1261 code for a protein of 315 amino acids. NCBI's taxonomy places the organism in Eukaryota, Metazoa, Chordata, Mammalia, Carnivora, Hyaenidae.